UAAAAAUUCCGUCGCAGUUCUCCAACGAGGCAUAAUUUUUCUACUUAUCCUAGGAAUCAUGUGCGCGUUUUCUUUACUUGUGUGGUCAUUGAUGCUGGGCAUUGUCAAUGCCCAGAAUAUUUUAAAUUCCAAUUUUGAAUUUAUGUACCGAUUCGGAAAUUUAACAUAUUUCAAUCGGACGCGAUUCCGUAGAGACAAAGGGUCUGAGUUUGUGUGCCCCACUAACGAUAUUACAUCAAAAUUAGCCACAUUUCUGCAGUUGACAGUUGCAGACUUCCGGAUUAUCACAGCGAUCGAACGCGACAUAUCCAACCUUAUAACGUGGACCCAUGAAGACGAAGAUGAUUCAAUAGUGUUGUCAUUGUACGUACGUUCCAAAAAUGAAGUUCAGGGAGGCCAAAUUACAAAAUCUUUACGAGUUGAUAUUGCGGAAAUGAAAAAAAUAGGCUUUGAUCCGAAAAAGAAAACUGUCUUUGUCUCGCAUGGAUUCCUUGCCUCUGGUCGUGUUGACUGGAUGGACCGCAUGAUGGAGGCCUAUUUAGGAUACGAGGAUGUUAACUUUAUUAUGGUGGAGUGGUAUAAGCUGUCAAACAUUUAUCGUUACAUCGAUGCUGCUAAGAAUACUGUGACAGUAGCGAACCAAGUUAGAGAUUUGGCAAAGGAGAUUGUCGCAGCCUAUCCCGCUAAGACCAAAUGGGGAGAAAUUCACUUAAUUGGGUUCAGCCUGGGUUCCCACGUGGUUGGAAUGAUUGGCAAUCACUUCAAGGAUCCAUCCAACGCUCCCUUAACACAAUGGCGUGUUGCUAGAAUCACAGGUCUGGAUCCGGCCCACCCGUGCUUCACCGAUAGUCAAUUUUCAUUGAGCAAGAAUGAUGCACCGUUUGUUGAUAUUAUUCACACCAGCGGAAAUCGACAAAUGGGAAUGACUCUUGGCAUGGCUAAGCCAAUAGGUCAUGUUGACUUUUAUGUCAACGGAGGUGAAAUUCAGCCCGGUUGCGCCGUACAUUUGAAAAUAGUCCCGGACACAGUAAAAGAUUGGGCUAGAAAACUUGCGGAUUUCCUGCUUAAAAAAGAAUUUCCCGAAUUUGAAUGGUUCGUGGACGUGGGGGAAUGGAUACUUGGGAAAAUAACAGAAACAGACACGUACAAGGACUUGGAGGAUUUUUUGCCAAAUCUGUACGUGGGUUAUUGCAGCCACGUAGCGGCCCCCGAGUUAUUUAUCGAAUCGUUAGACCUGGCUGCUGCUGGUGGAAAAUCAUCCUUAACUGGGAUAGAGUGGAAUUACGAUGUCUGCGAUGCAUUAUCUUAUGUUUAUACCCACACCUGUAAUCCCCAAAGAAAGUGCCAAAAGUUCGGAAUCAAGGCCCAACCUGGAGUGCAAGGAAUAUUUUUUGUGCCCACAGCAAAGCAUGCACCUUAUCAUGAACUCAAUGAUGAUGACGUUAACGAAAUCUCGGUCGAACUGGAGCGACUUCGAUCUGAGGGGAAACCCCGUUACAUGUAAGUAAAAUAUGGACAACGAGAUGGAACCAUCGAUACCUAUUAAAAGAAAAAUCAACUUGAAAAGGACAUAUAUAUUCUAUUACUUCGCUGUGAAACUUUCUGUCGCUUCGUAUCAUGUCAGAAAGAUAUAAAAAUUAUUUUAUGUAAAAUGUAAUAAGUUUUUAUUCUCUGGAAUUCACGAAUGACAUGAUGCAUUUAGUAUUUCCGCUACAAUUAUCUCUCUUUUGAUAACUCAUGCGAAUAAUAUUAGACGACGUGGUCACCAGUGAACGAUAUGGAAUCUUAUAAAAUAAAAUGGAAAUACAGCAUAUCACAGGAAUGUUCAAUGUUGAAAAAUAAAUUUCUAUAAACCA
This is a messenger RNA of Diachasmimorpha longicaudata, 1856 nucleotides long. Its product is annotated as pancreatic lipase-related protein 2-like. Gene Ontology annotation, molecular function: lipase activity. Gene Ontology annotation, biological process: lipid catabolic process. The coding region runs from base 59 to 1504 and encodes 481 amino acids. The record is from RefSeq and is a predicted model, not a curated record. The transcript has 7 exons. Lineage: Eukaryota; Metazoa; Arthropoda; Insecta; Hymenoptera; Braconidae.